AUGGACGCAACACCACCUCGCUUGAGUCCUCUCAAGCGAAUGAAAAAAGCCUUGACCAUCAAACAGCGAAAAGAGCCAACUUCGACUGACGAUAAUUCUUCUUCUUACGAUACAGAUGCGCCGCAGUUGAAUUUACCGCGUGUCGAGACGAGGCUGGAAAUGAAUCAGACGGGGGGAUUGUUUGACUCGCUGACGGCAGAUCGGAGGGUUGUUUCGAAUCCAGCUUCUCCACCUGAGGGUAUGUCUUGUGCCAGAUCGCAGAAGGAUUUCGCUGACGAUGCAGACGGUGUCAACGGUGUCAAUGGUGUCAACGGCGCCAACGGAGCGAAGGGAAUCUCGUCGAAAAGUUCGAAUAAUGAUCUCUCCUCGGAAUGGACGUCAGCGGUCGGUCAUGCGAGUACCGGAAAGUCGGGCAGGGUGAUUCACAAUUUACAAGAAGAGAUUGCUCGCUUGACGAGAGAGCUCAGUCUCUACCGAUCGCGAGCAGAAGAGGCACAACACAUCAACGAAACACUAAAAGAGCAAAUUAUCAAUAUCAGCGAGCGCUUACGAAAUUCCGAACAGUCCAACGAAACGAAUCUUGCUUCUAUUGCACGAAAAGACCGAAAGAUUGAAGACUUGAAAGCAGAAGUCCAAAACGAGAAAGCGAGAAGGCUCAGAGCAGAGGCAGAGACGGCCAAGGUCAAUCAACUCAUGUCCGAAGGGCAGGAUGAGUUUCAUCGUAAAUGUGCUGAGCUACAAGAGACGUCGAAUUAUAGCACGUCCCAGUACGAUGCAUUGUCCAAGGCGUCACUGCGGGAAAAGUCCGAUAUGCAGAGGAAAUUCAAAGGAAUACGAGACGAACUCGCGUCCCUUCGAGAUCAGGCGGAGCUCAAGGAUAGGGAGCAAGAACGCUUAGAUGCACUGAUAGAUCGACAGAACCAAGAACUGGAGACGGAGAGACGUCGCAUACAGGAGAUUUUCACUGUAUAUGACACUUAUAAAACGACACGGGAUCGCGAGUUUGAGGAUCUGGUGACCAAGGGCCGUCAAAAUCAGGCCAAUGUCGACGCAGCUGUUGCGUCGCUCAAGGAGACCGAGGAUAAAAUGAAGUGGGUGAUGCAUGUCAAGAAGGAUAUCGAGUGGGCUGAAUAG
Molecule: messenger RNA, 1134 nt
Organism: Talaromyces amestolkiae
Lineage: Eukaryota; Fungi; Ascomycota; Eurotiomycetes; Eurotiales; Trichocomaceae
Exons: 1
Coding region: 1-1134 (377 amino acids)
Source: RefSeq, a predicted model, not a curated record